AUGCGCACGCGCGAUGGUGCCCCAUCUUCAAUCUGUGUGGCUUGUUCUGACGCCCCGCCCUAUCACCGGAUCUCCGCGGCACGUUCGGCGCUCUUGAUUCUUGACCGCUGCCUCGCCACUGUCAUUCUUGCUUUUGCCAAGCCAAGUGAAAGGCAACUCGACUUUCUUCCGGACUUGAACCUUAUCGACCAUGAACCUGAAAGCCACCACGUUCCUGAUCAUGGCGGCGAUGAUCGCCGCCUCGGAUGUGGACUCGUAUCCAUGCGAUGGGCCUAA
This is a messenger RNA of Peronospora matthiolae, 276 nucleotides long. The record is from the annotation of a GenBank genome assembly. Lineage: Eukaryota; Oomycota; Peronosporomycetes; Peronosporales; Peronosporaceae.